This is a messenger RNA of Pyrgilauda ruficollis (rufous-necked snowfinch), 2449 nucleotides long. RefSeq names its product NADH:ubiquinone oxidoreductase core subunit S2 (gene NDUFS2). NCBI's taxonomy places the organism in Eukaryota, Metazoa, Chordata, Aves, Passeriformes, Passeridae. Gene Ontology annotation, molecular function: quinone binding; NADH dehydrogenase (ubiquinone) activity; NAD binding. The record is from RefSeq and is a predicted model, not a curated record. The transcript has 16 exons. The coding region runs from base 16 to 2361 and encodes 781 amino acids. Gene Ontology annotation, biological process: mitochondrial electron transport, NADH to ubiquinone.
AGCGCCAAGGUCACGAUGGCGGCGCAGCCCCCCCACACCAACAUGGCGGCGCGCUGCCCGCCAGCACCAUGGCGACUUGCGCAAGCGCAACGCCCGCAGGCUAAUAGCGAGGGCUCUGCCCGUACCCAACAUGGCGGCGCCCACAGCGUCUGCCCUUCCCCUCCAUGGCGCCCCCCGCGCAUGCGCAGCGCCAAGGGCACGAUGGCGGCGCUGCGGGCGCUGUGGCGGCUCCGCGGCCCCUCGGGGCUGAGCGCGGCGGGGGCUCGGCUGGGCCCGGCCCCGGCCCGCCCCGCCCGCCCGCCGCCAUCUUGGAGCGGAGGGCGCGGCGUGAUGACGUCACAGGGCGGGGGCGCGGCGGGGUCACGCUCCGGGCGGGCGGGGGCGGCCGGGGAGAACCGGGGGGGUCCCGAGGGGGCUCCGGUGGCGCUCGGUGACCCCGGGGCGGGGCGCGGGGCUCGCAACGACCCGGGAGAGCCCGAGAAGAAUUUUUUUCGCUUCUUCGGUGACGUCACGAAGACGCCGCGCUGUGAUUGGGCGCGGGUUUGGUGGGGGCGUGUCCGCGCCACGUGUGUGUCCUUUUCCAGCGGCGGCGUUUGUACGCAUGCGCACCCUUUCUGCCCACACCCGUCAUGGCGGCGCUCACAGCUGCCCUUGCCCUUCCCAGCCACGGCGUUCCCGCUCCGAACACACGAUGGCGGCGCACCUGCCCACACCCACCAAAGAGCCGCUCGCUGCGCCUGCCCUUCCCGCCCACGGCGCCCUCCGCCCCUGCGCAGCGCCAAGGUCACGAUGGCGGCGCAGCCCCCCCACACCAACAUGGCGGCGCGCUGCCCGCCAGCACCAUGGCGACUUGCGCAAGCGCAACGCCCGCAGGCUAAUAGCGAGGGCUCUGCCCGUACCCAACAUGGCGGCGCCCACAGCGUCUGCCCUUCCCCUCCAUGGCGCCCCCCGCGCAUGCGCAGCGCCAAGGGCACGAUGGCGGCGCUGCGGGCGCUGUGGCGGCUCCGCGGCCCCUCGGGGCUGAGCGCGGCGGGGGCUCGGCUGGGCCCGGCCCCGGCCCGGUCCCGCCAGUGGCAGCCCGACAUGGAGUGGGCGCAGCAGUACGCCGGGGCCAUCAUGUACCCGAGCAAGGCCACCGAGAAGUGGGUGCCGCCACCCUGGAACGACAAGGACCCCGUGGCCCACAAGAAGGUUUCCAGCCUGACCAUCAACUUCGGGCCGCAGCACCCGGCGGCGCACGGGGUCCUGCGGCUGGUGCUGGAGCUGAGCGGGGAGACGGUGAAGCGCUGCGACCCCCACGUGGGGCUGCUGCACCGCGGCACCGAGAAACUCAUCGAGUACAAGACCUACCUGCAGGCCCUGCCCUACUUUGACCGCCUGGACUACGUGUCCAUGAUGUGCAACGAGCAGGCCUACGCCCUGGCCGUGGAGAAGCUCCUCAACAUCCGGCCCCCUCCCCGGGCUCAGUGGAUCCGAGUUCUCUUCGCCGAGAUCACGCGGCUGCUGAACCACAUCAUGGCGGUGACCACGCACGCGCUGGACAUCGGCGCCAUGACCCCGCUGUUCUGGAUGUUUGAGGAGAGGGAGAAGAUGUUCGAGUUCUACGAGCGCGUGUCGGGGGCGCGGAUGCACGCGGCCUACGUGCGGCCCGGGGGCGUGCACCAGGACCUGCCCCUGGGGCUCAUGGAUGACAUCUACGAGUUCGUGAAGAACUAUUCCAUCCGCAUCGACGAGGUGGAGGAGAUGCUGACCAACAACCGCAUCUGGAAGAACCGCACCGUGGACAUCGGCGUCAUCACGGCCGAGGAGGCCCUCAACUACGGCUUCAGCGGGGUGAUGCUGCGGGGCUCCGGGAUCAAGUGGGACCUGCGCAAGACGCAGCCCUACGACGUCUACGACCAGGUGGAGUUCGACGUGCCCAUCGGCUCCCACGGCGACUGCUACGACAGGUACGGCCUCACCUGCCGCCCCCCGUCCCCCCCGGGGCUGCUGCGGAUCAUCCUGCAGUGCCUCAACAAGAUGCCGCCCGGCGAGAUCAAGGUGGACGACGCCAAGGUGUCACCCCCCAAACGCGCCGAGAUGAAGACGUCCAUGGAGUCCCUGAUCCAUCACUUCAAGCUCUACACCGAGGGCUACCAGGUGCCACCCGGGGCCACCUACACGGCCGUCGAGGCCCCUAAGGGGGAGUUUGGGGUGUACCUGGUGUCCGAUGGCAGCAGCCGUCCCUAUCGCUGCAAGAUCAAAGCGCCCGGCUUCGCCCACCUGGCCGGGCUGGACAGGAUGGCCCAGGGCCACAUGCUGGCAGACGUGGUGGCCAUCAUUGGCACCCAGGACAUCGUGUUUGGGGAAGUGGAUCGAUGAGGGGGGGUCCCCGUUCCCUCUCCGUGUGCUGCUGCAGUUUGGGGGUCCCCCCGCCCCCCAUUUCGGGUCAAAUAAAGCCAAAAUCGGG